GUGCACAGGGGCGCAGUCAUUAGAGCAGUAGUAGUAGUAGUACAGCAGUAGGCCUAUGCUCCACAGUGCAGGCGCAGCGCACAUGAACUGAAUGGAAGCCACGAGAGGAAGUGGCGGCCAAAUGCAGCUCCACACCUUUCCGGUAGAGUAGUGAACCAGCUCGACUGGAGGAGAACGGCGAAAUCUGAGUGUAUGAAACCAGAUACAAACGGCGGUAGACGGCAUACAAGAGAAGAUCCCAGGAGCGGGUGUGCUGCUAAAACUGUAAGGGCAUUUCCCCAGCAGGCAUCGAGGGCUUCUACCGCGGAAUAACCACCGAGGACCGCUUUUCUCCGGCACACGGGGCUGUACAAGGGCGCACCCGGUGAGGAGGACCGCCACACACGCAAGGCAUACAAGCAUCGCCUUCUGGAGCUUUUUCACCCGCUUGUUUAUAAGACAAUUAUGAAUGAACUGCAAAGCAAGCCAACAAGCUUUUAAUUUUGUACCAUGUUGUGAGAGAGGCCCGUGAGCCCUGUGAUAGUCGGAACAUUUAUGUCCCUCCGUUCUACUGGGUCUUGGAUACUACCCUUAUGCAUGUCCACAUCUAAGGAAUGAUUUCAAGGUAAAAGUAUAUAAUCGGCUAUUGAAGCUACCACCACCGUAUAUUGCUCAAAAACAAUUGACUUUCUUCUUGGCAGAUUGAAGUAUUUAUGCACAGUUGCUCAAAAUGGGUAAAGUGCUCUCAAAAAUAUUUGGCAAUAAAGAGAUGAGAAUAUUAAUGCUGGGACUAGAUGCUGCAGGCAAGACCACAAUACUUUACAAACUCAAGCUUGGACAGUCUGUGACUACAAUUCCCACAGUUGGAUUCAAUGUGGAAACUGUCACCUACAAGAAUGUUAAGUUCAACGUGUGGGAUGUUGGGGGCCAGGACAAGAUCCGGCCUCUGUGGCGACACUACUAUACAGGCACCCAAGGGUUAAUUUUUGUGGUGGACUGUGCAGACAGGGAUCGCAUUGAUGAGGCACGACAAGAGCUCCAUCGCAUUAUCAAUGACCGGGAGAUGAGGGAUGCCAUCAUCCUGAUAUUCGCCAACAAGCAAGAUCUCCCUGAUGCCAUGAAGCCCCAUGAAAUCCAAGAGAAGCUUGGAUUGACCCGCAUCCGUGAUAGGAAUUGGUAUGUGCAGCCGUCCUGUGCGACCACAGGUGAUGGACUGUAUGAAGGCUUGACAUGGCUAACCUCAAACUACAAGUCUUAAUGAUAAAGAGCUGAUGAUUUUAGGCCCAAAUGUUAAAGUGUGAGUAACAAAUAAUCUCUCAAUGAUAUGGUUAAGAAAACGUUGAUCAUCUUCCUUUUUAAGUUCACCCUACCACUAAUUUAUAUUUAACUGGGUUUGCUGGCUUGAAGUUUGCUUUUAUCCUAUAGCAGGCCUGCCACAUGUAUUAACUGGGAGGCUUGUUGGGUCAAUAUUGAAAUAUAGGAUUCUAAUAUUGAAGCCACUGAGAUCACCGCCUUUGCCUAUGGUUUCUCCUGUUUUAUAUCAUUUUCUAUCUACUUUUAUUGUUGUUGGACUAAUAUUGGUUUAUAGGUUCUGGUUAUUUUCCUCAGAGAUGACAUUGCUUAUGUCAAGUAGCUUAUUUUGAAGACUCUACACAGUACUGUAACAAACAUGUAUUUCUGGGGUUUGAUUGUCUGCUGCAAGGGGAAAAUGAAAUUGAUUAUUGCUUGCAUCUUUUUGUCAUCAGUCUUCACAUGAGAGAAGUGACUUCAGACCUGUUUUGUUCCCCCCUCCUUAUGUGGGCUAUAUAGUUACAUGAUUGACCUUCUGUGUCAUGUCUUGAUAUAUAAUUGUGCUGAAAUAGGCCGCAGUAAUUUACUCAUGCUUGUCGGGAUGCAUUUUAUUUUUAUUUUGGGUUACAUGUAGUUGACUCAAUUUUUCCAAUGGAAUGUCAUUCAGCUCUGAGUGCUCUCAAUCUAAUACCACAGUUGAUUAGUCUCAAUAUUGAGACAGUAUAUGAUAGCCUCUAUCUGUAGCAUGAGUAUACAGAAGUACAGUAGCCCUGCAUCAGUUACCAUCUGGUCAGUCAGGGGAUGCUGCUGAUUGGUGAAAAGUUGCAGACGCCAUGUGGUGCAGCUCUUAUUUCUAAUUGAACUGUGGAAAACAUGUACAUAACAUUUCAUUGUAAUGUCUUAUUAAAAAAGUGAUUCAAAAAC
Messenger RNA from Periophthalmus magnuspinnatus, 2193 nucleotides. RefSeq names its product ADP-ribosylation factor 6b (gene arf6b). Gene Ontology annotation, biological process: vesicle-mediated transport; intracellular protein transport. The record is from RefSeq and is a predicted model, not a curated record. The transcript is spliced from 2 exons. Lineage: Eukaryota; Metazoa; Chordata; Actinopteri; Gobiiformes; Gobiidae. Gene Ontology annotation, cellular component: cytoplasm. Gene Ontology annotation, molecular function: GTP binding; GTPase activity. Bases 710 to 1237 code for a protein of 175 amino acids.